Messenger RNA from Colletotrichum paranaense, 1008 nucleotides. RefSeq names its product SMP-30/Gluconolaconase/LRE-like region. Lineage: Eukaryota; Fungi; Ascomycota; Sordariomycetes; Glomerellales; Glomerellaceae. The transcript is spliced from 2 exons. Bases 1 to 1008 code for a protein of 335 amino acids. The record is from RefSeq and is a predicted model, not a curated record.
AUGUCAUCCAACACAGAAAAUCUCGAUUCAUGGCAAGUUCGUGACGAAUCAUUUCGAGAAAUUAUUGGUUCAAGCCCAUCGCUGGAUCUCUUGUUGCAAAUCGACUCUUAUCCCUUCGCUCACGAAGCCGGCGUCUUCAUACCCUCAAACGAUGAACUGUUUAUCACCAGCAACCAGUUCACCGAUACAGAUGGCUCUAGAAAAGUCCAGAUUUCCAAAAUAUCGUUGCCCACCGGUGGGAAAAUUGUAAAACAUGGAGAGAUCUCAUGUCCGGAAAUCGCGAUGGGCAAUGGCGGCGUCAACUACGGUGAUGACAUUCUCUUCUGUGCCCAAGGCUCGAUGACACAACCCAGCGGUCUGUUCAAGAUGUCAAGGAUACCUCCGUAUGCGACCGAGCCAGUCAUCACUUCUUUCCAUUCUCGGCCCUUCAACUCUGUGAACGAUGUUGUCGUCAGCAAAGAUGGAAGCAUAUGGUUCACUGAUCCUCCAUAUGGCCAUGAACAAGGUUAUCGCCCUCCUACGACACUGCCUAGCCAGGUCUACCGCUUUGAUCCGGCGACGUCUUCUAUCCGGGCUAUGGCGGAUGGUUUCGGCAGGCCAAAUGGAAUAUGUUUCUCGCCUGACGAAAGAACUGUCUACGUAACAGACACGGAUCUUGUCCACGGUGAUGGUACGAUAGACGGCAACCGGGCUUCGACAAUAUACGCUUUUGACGUAGAACAUCGCCACGGACAACCCGUGUUGCUGAACAAGAGACUAUUCGCAUUCGCCGACGUCGGUAUACCAGACGGAAUCAAGUGCGAUACGAACGGAAAUGUCUACAGCGGAUGCGGGGAUGGCGUGAACGUUUGGUCCCCAGGCGGUGUCCUACUCGGUCGUAUUCUCGUCGACGGUGGCGCCGCCAACUUUUGCUUCGGACGCGGGGGCGAGCUCUUCAUACUCAACGAGCAUCGUCUCUGGAGAGCACAGUUGAGCAAGUCGGUCAAGGGUGCGCUUCUUGAGAUCUGA